CUCAGCACUGGAUGAUGUCCCCUCGCGCUCCGCAAGAGAUUUGUCGCAAUCCCGCACUCGGUGAUCGAUAUUCGGCUUGAAGAUGCGCGCCAAUAUUUAGCGAUAUCUUCGCCCUUCGCUGUUUAAUGUAAGACAUUCUCCAUGGCGUCUCUACAGCAGUCAAGAAUUCAGUCAUACCUGGAGAAGAAUAAAAUCGGACCAUUGUUUGAGGAGAUGAUGACAAAGCUGAUAACUGAGACACCAGACUACCCCAUCCACUUUCUCAUUGGCCAUCUCCAGACCAAGCAGGAGAGUUCAGGCAGAAUUCAGAGGACGCUUUCGGGUUCUGCUGCACUGUGGGCCGAGAGCUCCUCGGAAUACAAAGGCACACGACGGGACUCCAGAGACAAUGAAAAACCCUGGCAGAUCCAUCCCAAAAAGCCCAAGAAAUCAAAGAGUGACCUGGCCAUGUCCAACAUUUCCCCACCCUCUCCUGAGUCUAAAUCAUUGCCUCGUUCAAUAUUGCGCCCUUCCUGGGACUGGAGGACCAAACCUGAGAGUCGAGACUUUGACGAGCUCAACCAGAUACUUCAGGAGAGCAAGAAGCUAGGCAAGGCCCUGGAGAACCUGUCCCGCAGUAUUGUUGUAUCUGAUGACUUUGACCUGGACCCCCGAGCGUAUAACUCUGUACGGAGGCCACGGGUGGUGGGCGAGUGGGUGGGCCGUGAGGAGAAUGAUUCCGACCCCCUGGCUGCUGAAAUGCUUCAACCCCCUGUCCCUAGAGCGAAGACUGAGGGCUGGACAAGCAAAGACAACAGCCCUGUUGGAAGCAGCUUGAAAAUGGAGACUACGUGUAAAGGCCUAAAACAGCAGCAACAGAACCAUAAGAAACUUCUGGCAGCUAUGUUGUCUCAGGACUCGUUUGACUCAAUGCCGGACUCCGGCCCUUCCGUCACUGAGGAUGAGAUAGAGGAGGAAGAUGAUGCCAUGGAGCUGCUGGAGGAUCUAGAUGACCUGCGAAUGGAGGGGGUCACUGGCCUGGUGCCGUCUGGCAGUAAGUUCAGCCAAGGCCGCAGCUCUUACUGUUCAGAACCCCAGGCCAAAGUCACUCUCAACAUCUGCUCAAGGUGUGCAAGGCUUCAAGGGGACAGUCUCACCCCUGCAAGACCGGAAGAGGCACCAACACACUACGUCCCAGAGCAAGCCGUCCCAGAAAUACCUUGUCCAUUACCUACGGUGACAGAAACACUGACAGCAGCAGAAGACCUGCAGACAACCUCUCAGGUGACAGGGCAGCGUCAACCUGUCUGGGCAUCGGAUGUGAAGCCGAUCAGAGGCACAAGCCCCCAGAUGGCCAGGCGUGCUCUGCAGCUCCAGGACUCCCUGUUCUCUAAGGAACUGGAGAACAUGGGCAAACAUCUCGCCGAGGUGGAGAAGGACUUAGCCAAGCUGGCAGAACAAGGAAAGCUCAACCGAAGUCCAAACAACCCUCAUCGGAGCUUGCUUUUAACCCCUCUCUUCCACACCACAAACACUCUGCCUGUCAUCGGACAGACGUCCAGACCUCAGUCUCCCAGCAGCCUUUCCACAAAAACCACAGGCCUGCCACUUUACAACACUAAACCCACAACCCUAGUCAUGGGCUGGACAUCUCCCAGCAACCCCAGCAGUCGAGCCCAGACUCCUAGUGGAGCACGGACGCCCAGCAGACCUGUGACCCCCAACAGUCUCUUACGAUCGUUCACUGCCGGAAGCCAUGGAAACACAGAACGUGUGUAUGGACGUUCUAGAAGCAGACCCGUCACACCAACUGGACAGAUAUCAAGGCCGAUCCUCACACCGCCAGGUUUGAGUUCUACAGAUUUAUAUGGAGGCCUAUGGAGCACACUGACAGAGGAUGAGUUUUACCAGCAGUUGCAGGCAGUCAGGAAGCCCUGGCGCAUCCCUAGUGACACAGAGAGUGACUGUCUGGAUCCUCCUGAGCAGGACAAGUGAGAGUAUUACAGCUCUGACCCCGGGCAGUCCACACUCUUAACCCUGGUGCGAAAAAUGGUAAUCCAAGUGGAGUGAGGGAUGCCAGUAAAAGAUCAGUGUUCUCAGGCUUGUAAUGAUGUGUAUGGAAGACACAAAGCAAAUCAAACAUUAUUAUGCAAUUUAAAGGGGCAUUUACAUAUUGUGAGUCAGCAAAAGACACUUAUUUAUUUUUUCAGCUGAAGAAAGAUUGUGUACUUUUUCCACAGAAGUUAAUAUUUCUUAAAAAUGAAAAUGUGUUAUACAGUAUAGCCAUUUGAAAUUAUAGAAUGUAAAAUGUUUAUCAGAAAAAACAUAAGCCUGCACUUGAGUUUUCUGUCUGUUAGCAUGAUUCUUGUCUGUUCAUGAUAUGUACUGUAAGUAUUUAAUGCUGCCUUGCAUAAACAAAUACAAUAUAUCACUUUAUGUGUCAUAUCAAUGGUUGGUAAAGGCAAUUUGAAUAAGCCUUUUCAAUAAAAGUAAACAACACAAUAAAUAAUACAUUUUAUGGCAUUAGCAGACAAUAUGGAUGUUACAAUUGUUCCAGUAUAUGUACAAUGUAUAUCCUUAGUUGGACAUGCACAGCACUGCCCUUUUUGACCUCAGCAUGCCACUCUGUCAUUCCCAACAGCAUUGUGUGUCUACAACUGGCGAGGACAGAUUUCUAAGGAUCAAAUUACUUUGACUUUUAUACCCACAGACAAAUAUAUAGCCUGAUACACCUGUUA
Molecule: messenger RNA, 2717 nt
Organism: Xyrauchen texanus (razorback sucker)
Lineage: Eukaryota; Metazoa; Chordata; Actinopteri; Cypriniformes; Catostomidae
Exons: 15
Coding region: 142-1974 (610 amino acids)
Source: RefSeq, a predicted model, not a curated record